Molecule: messenger RNA, 1172 nt
Organism: Agrilus planipennis (emerald ash borer)
Lineage: Eukaryota; Metazoa; Arthropoda; Insecta; Coleoptera; Buprestidae
Exons: 4
Coding region: 176-730 (184 amino acids)
Source: RefSeq, a predicted model, not a curated record
AUUCAAUUUUGUUCUUUAAAUUUCGUUUAUUAAAACCAAGCGUUCGCUAUAACCGGUGCUUGUGUUGUUGUAGCCGAGUUUGACUGCAGUUCGAUUUACUUGUGGUGGAAGCUCAAAUCGUAACUGUACCUACUUCGAAUCUCCAGGAUAUCCAAAUUACUAUCCCAAUGACACAAUGAUUUUACCACCAGGUGGAUCCAAUGGUGAUAAUAAUAACACCGUUGACCCUCGUCUUCGAUGGCGCUUCCACACUAUAAGAUUAUCUAAACAAUUACCCGCGUUUUCUUGCAAUUUGAACGUCUUCAAGGCGUCCAGUAACAUCAAAAUGCUUCGAAUUGAUUUUUUGGAUUUUGAGUUAAAUGGGCCCAUAAAUGGUACCUGUACUGACGAAAGAUUUGUUAUAAUGGGUGAAAAUGAGAACGACAUUAUUCCAGAACUUUGCGGCUUCAAUACUGGCCAGCACGUAUACGUAGACGUUUCGCAAGUCUCUAAAGAUUCUCCCAUACAAUUCAGUAUCCUAGCCAACACACUGCAGCGUAGACGAUUUAGAAUCCGAAUUUGUCAGAUAGCCGAAAACUGCCCCACUCUCCAAAAUUGUUUGCAAUAUUUUACGGGGUUGCAAGGCGUUAUUUCUACCUUCAAUUAUGACCAAACAGCUGCAUACAAUAGAAGUUAUCCGGGAUAUCUCGUAAGUAUGCAAGAUAAAUACAAAUCAAAGUCAAUUAAUUAGUAAUAACUUUAGCAAAACGUAUAGAAAAAAUUUAUUUAUGCUGUACUACGAAACUGUGACCGCGCAAGUCUUCACAAAAUCUCAAAACACGUACUACAUAAUAUACAUAUACAGGGUAUUCCACUUAAAGCGGUUUCGUCCAUAACUCUGUUACUAUACUUUUAAUAAAAAAAAAUGUUUUUAUCAAAGUGAAUUGGAAUCAUAUGGUUUAUAUACAGAAAGUAGUUUUAGUUACACAGGGUGUUCGAUUUCUUCUAAAUUUUACAUUUUGGCUUCUUUCCAUUCGAAAAACAAAAAGUUAUUCGUCUUUUAAGAUUGUCAAAAGUAGACUUCGAUAUUUCCGGCUAUAUGGUUUAGAUGCUAUUUGGUCUCAUUGAAACAGUUGAAAUCAUAAGUUUUUUCAAAAACAUUUGAAUAUCUCCAAAACUACUACAGAUAUAUG